This is a messenger RNA of Symbiodinium necroappetens, 813 nucleotides long. The record is from the annotation of a GenBank genome assembly. Lineage: Eukaryota; Dinophyceae; Suessiales; Symbiodiniaceae.
AUGUCGGCCGGGCGAGUCUUGGCACUUCUGAAGUUGGCAGCCGUGUCCGCCGCUUUGCGACAUGGCAGUGUGCCUGGUGGUCAAGCAGAAAGGAAGCAGCCAGCUUGGCAGACGGGGCGCGACCUGGCAUGGUUGAACGUGUCCCGGCCGCAAUCGGCCUCGAUGGUGGACAUCGGGAAGCCAGAUACCUACCGUCUAAUCGACAGUGUUUUCUGGUCGGCGCAAGGCACCGCGAUGCGAAGGUUUGCCGAUGCAGCCAUGCCGUGGUAUCUCAAGCGUUUCGGCACCGCCAGCGACAGGCGCGAGUACCUGUUCGCGGUAAACCUCCGCUGGCUGUCUGAAAACCGUGUCAAAGCUGCUAGCGCCGCCGUUGCAGUGGUCGCAGGAAGCACUGCAGUCGCCUACUGGUACCACAAAAGCAGAGUCAGGGCGAGGGCUCUCCAGCAAGCACGCCAAGACAUGGAGAAGCUGUCGACAGAGGAGGCAGUCUUGAUUGCGGAGAAGGCGGAGGGGCAACGUUUGGAAGACGAGGCCCUGUGGUCAGCCCAGGCAUUGAUACUCGCUGCGGCUAUGCGAGGAGACUGCGAAGUGCGAUGGUGGAGGUCGAAGGUUAGCCUCUCAGAGAAGGAGAUCGUUCAAUAUUUACGUCGUCCACAAGAAUCCGUGCAGGCCUGCGCCACGAAGGGUCCCAUGCUGGCCAGGUGCUAUGAGAGACCCGUGCAGCAGCUGUCCUGGACUCGUGCUGAGGAGCUUGUGCCCCAAUUAAGUCUUCUCGGCAUCCAGUGGGACAACUACACCGCGUUGGCAGAGUGA